UGGCUUUUCCCGCAAGCGUGCAAUAGUCGUGAGGCGAAGCCGACGCACGAUUCUCAAGUCUCGCUUCUUGUUUGCUGCGUGGUCGGCGUGGCUCCCGAAGUUUGAGACCGGAACGACGUUUCAACCGAAGAUUCCUAUCUAGUCAACACCCUCAAGCAUCGUUGCGACGAAACACUGCGUGGCUGCAAUGUCUCGUAACGUCGUUUUCCUGGCGCUGUUCUUGGCCUCUGUGAGCUGCCUCGUCGGGGCCCACAGCAAGUACAGCGAAGCCCUGAACAAAGUUGGGCCGCCACCCACCGCGGACGCCGAGAAAAAGCCGUUUCGCAUGCACAAACUCAACCUAAUUUGGGAGAAGGCGCAGAAGAGGCUAAGCGAUGCCAAACUGAAGGGGCUCUUUGCCGACCUCAAAGUUCAAGACAAAGAAGAGCUGGCUUGGAAGAAAAUGAUGGGCCAGGACAAAGAUGGUCUCAAGGAAGCUGAACUUCGAAGCAAGCUCAAAGCGAUCGUGGACAAGUUCGACCUGUCUGACCAGUUCAAGCACCACCAAGACGAACCGCCGGAGCACCCGAAUGUAGCUCGUAAGGAAGGCUACAUGUUCAGAGACAAGAAGCUCAACAAGCUCUGGAUGAAAGUUCAGAAGGCAGGCCUCAGUGAUCAGGAGUUGCGUACACUCAAAGAAGAAUUCCAACACCAUCAGGACAAGAUCGACGAGUUCUAUGCCACACAGGACAAGGAUGGAAAGGAUUUGGGCAACGACGUGGAGCUGAACAUGCUGGGCGAGGAGGAGCGGCAGAAUGGUCUUCUCUCGGGAGAUUUGGAGAAGCAGAGCCACGAAGCCCUGCUUGAGUCGUACCGCAAGCUCAGCAGCCGCGCCGAGGAUGCCUGGAAGCGCAAGGGUGGCUUCGCUGAGGACAAAGUCCAGCGACUGUGGAAGCUCGCGCAGCAGGGAGACUUCUCGCCCUCAGAACUGGAAUCCCUCAAGGAGGAGCUCCAACACUACGAGCACAGAAUACGAAAGCUGGGCCAUUUCCAGACUGAACUGGAACAGCACGGUGCCGACCCCAAGGCAGCUCCGGACGAGGACCAUGUCAAGACGCUCAAGCAGCGCAUCAAGCAGUACAGUCACAAGGUCAAUAAGGUGCACCAGGACCUGGAAGGACGCAUCCUUCAGCGACACCUGGAACUUUGAAAUCUCUCUAAGGCUAUGCCUGGACCAAAUGGAUUCAUUCAGAGGAGGCGUUUCGUCAAUGUGACUUCCAAAAAGCCAAACCCGGUGCCUUCGAGACAAGCUGCUUGCGCACACUUGUCCACAUAUCCCAGUAUUCGCGAAUGCUACUCAGCUCGAAGUGUUCCCUCAACUUCAGUAGGGGUAGAGCAGCGCCACCUUUUGGCUGGGAUGAAUGCUGCUCUAGAUGAAUGCUCACAGACAAUUCUUAUAUUGAGGAGUUUCUUGAAAAAUGUAUUGAGUGCCUUUGAGUAGGUACUGGGAGAGCUUGGUUACUAAGAACUAAAUAAUCAGAACUAGAAUGAAGUUUUCGUUUCUUCUUGUUCAAGUGAACUACUAUGUGUCAUAAAUAUGAGUGCCAGGUCUAUGACCCUUCCUGCUAAACCAAUAUCUGCUCAAAUUUUGAGCAGAAGUAGCUUUUUGCGCAAAGUUUAGUUUAAUACUACUCUUUCGAGCAUCAAUUACCAGUUUCAUACACAAUAAAUGGGCGAUGCCACUAAAAUAUUUUCUAUUCCACUGCAACGGAAUGGUGGAGGCAUCUGUUACGGCUAUGGGAAAAAACUGCUAACUGUAGCCAUGACAGAUGGCGCCACCAUUCCAUUGCACUGGAAUCAUCAUGUUUUGUGUGGCAUCACCGUAGACAUCCACUAUAGAUUUAUUAUGGACAAAACUGGGGGUAAUGCCCAAAAGUGGUGGCAUUAAAUUUAGAAGAGCAGAGAAUUGGGCCAGUUGCUUAUGAUUCAUGGUUGUGGGCAGCACAAGAGACUAAGAUGAAGAAAGCAAGACGACAAACAUGGCAAUGGCUAUGGUAUUUAACUAAACUUCAUCUGCGAAAUUCGAGCGGAGGCCAGCCAGCGGGUUAGGAGGAACAGCCAUGUACACCUGGCGCUCUUAUUUAUGCAAGAGUCUGUAGAACUACAACUUCACUCUAGUUGUAAUUACUAGUCCUUAGUUUCUGUUAAUGUGCUAACUGGAGUAACUGAUACAGUCACUGCUUUAAUUUUGAACGCGUUCUAGUUCAUCAGAAUGAGUUCGAAAAAUGCUUAAGUACACUAAAUGAUUUAGUCAGGGUACAGUACUACCUGCCACUUUCAAAGCAUAGUGUCGAGUAUAGGAAGUUUGAAGAUACAGGUGAUAAAAUGUGUUUCAAUCAUGCACUGUUUGUGAAUUGGUGGGAGAUACGAAAGGAGCUGGUACCUAUCAAUGCAUGGACUCUUGCAAAGCUUGUCUUCUACAUUGUAGGUCCAAAGCUGUGCAGGUCAACAACUGCAAGGACACAUAUACUUAGUCAAGUUUGUCUGGUGCGUAGCUCGGUGUUUAAAGCUUGCGUCUUGUCAUGCAUUUUUUUUUUUUUACAUGAGAAAACUUUGUGCAAGUCUUCUAUGUGUCAUCGAAUUAAGCAUUUGUGUGGGCAGUUUUUGCCCACAUUGUUGCUGGCAUUUGUUUUGGUGAAUAUUUGUUGUUGAAAUAAAUUAUACA
Dermacentor silvarum is the source of this 2704-nucleotide messenger RNA. Its product is annotated as alpha-2-macroglobulin receptor-associated protein. Gene Ontology annotation, biological process: regulation of receptor-mediated endocytosis. The transcript has 8 exons. Lineage: Eukaryota; Metazoa; Arthropoda; Arachnida; Ixodida; Ixodidae. The record is from RefSeq and is a predicted model, not a curated record. Gene Ontology annotation, cellular component: endomembrane system; endoplasmic reticulum. Gene Ontology annotation, molecular function: heparin binding; receptor antagonist activity; low-density lipoprotein particle receptor binding. Bases 188 to 1189 code for a protein of 333 amino acids.